Messenger RNA from Desarmillaria tabescens, 594 nucleotides. RefSeq lists its product as uncharacterized. The record is from RefSeq and is a predicted model, not a curated record. The transcript is spliced from 3 exons. The coding region runs from base 1 to 594 and encodes 197 amino acids. Lineage: Eukaryota; Fungi; Basidiomycota; Agaricomycetes; Agaricales; Physalacriaceae.
AUGGCCAAUCUCACUGUCUCAGCAAAGUCUGGUAGCGCCUGGGGUCGAAAUGAGCUGCUGUACUUCAAAAUCCAGAUCGACGGCGUCGAUGUUCCCGGUUUCUUCAGUGUCGCUCAACUGCCCGGGCCCAAUGUUCCUACCGUUAUUCUGAGCCACGUAGAUCGACCUAGCGCACCGCUCUUUCACGACACUCGCUUGUUCUUUGCCUAUCUCGAUGAUGCCAUGACCGCUUUUGACGAGCCUGACGGGGUUAUCCACUGCCGCAAAGAACUCUCAUUUGAGAUGCGCACCGUUAAUAUAGUUAACCCUGAGCCUCAACUGAUCGCUGAGGCGAUUGCUGCAUUUCACCAAAACAAUCUUAGCCGUAUCGCCGCCCGCCCUGCUCCUUUACAACAAGAGAUUAACCCUGGCAUUACCAUGCGUGGUAGCACGCCCAUGUUCUUCAAAAUCCCCAUCAUGCAAUGUCUUAUCGAUAACAUAGUCUCGGGCGUUCAUCCUCAGCAGCCCACUAUUGUCCAAAGAUGCGUUCAAGGCGUUCUUGGUGGGGGUUUCUAUUCCUCUUCGACGCAUAGUGCUCAUGCUCGUUGCCAGUAA